AUGAAGCGAAUUUUACAUAUUUUGGGUUUUGUUUUAAUUUGUAUGUGUUUUGAAAAUAUUUUUGGGGAUAAUUCAACUGAGGAAAAUACAGAAAAAUCAUUAAUUGUGCAUCCAUUACAAUUAAGGAAUGGCCGGGCUAUGGAAAAUGAUCAUGGAUAUGAAUAUGACCAUGGACAUAGCGAUCAUGAUGCCCAAGAAGAAAUGAAAAUGAUGACAGAGGAGAAAGAAAGUCGAAAAACUGAGAAUUGGGGCAGUCAAUAUUAUGAUUUUUUGAUAAAUGAAGGAUCUUAUAAGUUUUGGGCGGUUUUCCAGCUUGUAACCGCCGCACUUUUAAUAUAUUCAGCAUUUGCCGCUAUUUAUUAUGCAAAAUUCAAUUUAGUUACCGCCGAUUAUGAUUACGAUUACUUUUAUGGUAGAAGUUUUGAUUCAGAACCGGUUACAGCAUCACCAUGGCUAGGAUUAAGCUCUCAAACAUUUCAAAAUAUUUUAAAUGCAAUCUCGUCAAAUCGAUAUACGUAA
This is a messenger RNA of Chrysoperla carnea, 519 nucleotides long. RefSeq lists its product as uncharacterized. The record is from RefSeq and is a predicted model, not a curated record. Lineage: Eukaryota; Metazoa; Arthropoda; Insecta; Neuroptera; Chrysopidae. The transcript has 3 exons. The coding region runs from base 1 to 519 and encodes 172 amino acids.